AUGGACACCUACGACUGCUACCGAGGCCGAACCAUCGGGCAGCAGCAGCAGCAGCAGGUGACUGCUCUCGCGGACGUGCCAACUAUAGAGUAUAGAGGAAGGCAUACCGCGCCGUUGUCGUCGUCUACUAGGGUGGCCCCUCAGCUGACAGAACCACGACCGGUGAAUCGGUUUGACCAGCGGAAGGGCGGUGGAAAGGGUAGUAAAGGCCGUAAGAAGGGCGGCAACAAGUCUAAUGCCAAUAAAACCCCUUUGGGACCGCGAAAGAUACCAGUCGACGGAGCGAAGCCAUCACAGCAGCAGGAGCAGCAGGGGAAGGAGGGAGUGGCUGUAGGCCGAGCGCCUCUAGGGGAACUGUGCGUUUCGGUAAAGGAGGGUCCCACUACUGCUGUGAAGGAGGAAGCCCCCAAGCUGGAUAGAGAGGCUAUGGCGGACAUGUACAAGCAGGCGAUGACACAGUCCGACGUCCCGCAGUGGAAGUUGGCUGUUGCGACAACAGAGGUGGUGGGGGGAGGAAAGAAUAAGACGGGACGUAACGAUGUUGUUGUCGAUCUGACUGGUGAUACUGGCGCUGUUAAGACUACCGCAAGUGAUACCCCCAUUGUUGGUCGCAAGGGGUCUGGAAGGCUACAGAAGGCCACUAAGCCCAAGUUCGCGCGUCGAUCACAGCAACGUCAGCAGCAGCAGCAGCAGUCCUUCCCUCCUCCCCCUCCACCACCACCGCCGCCGCCUCCUGGGGGAGAAGAGGCUGUAAUUACAACUCGUAUUGAGUACUCCGAGGAGAUGAAGGAGAUCUUACCACCACUACGAGUACACGAAAGCGAACAGAUCAUACAGCUGGCACGCGACAGUCGGUCGAGGUUCAGCCCUAGCAGUGCCAUGAUGGUGGGGAAGGAAAUGUGGGACUCGGGGAAGGAGUGUAAACAUCGGUUACAGAUCUACCCUCGAGGUUACUUCUAUGCUGGUACGGGGCAGGCCACUACCCCUCAAGACACUUGGCUAGCAGUCAAUGUGGUGGUUGAAGCGACCGAGCGUAGGAUGAUGCCUCUCAUCAUAGACGCCCAAGGCGAUCUCGUCAGGAUCACCAGGGGACUUCUGGCGGCUGCAUCCGGAAGGCUUAAGGCGACAAGUGAUGUUGUGGAUACCAAACUUGAAAUAUCGUUUACAUCGUCAUGGCUGAAGGCCAAGCAGGAAGUAGUCGACGCUAGACUGUCUGCUCAGCGGUUCGAGGAAGAGGAUAUGAACCGUGAGGCGGAGCGGGCUCGAGAGUUGGCCAGAGCCCAGGCAUUGGCUGGCUUGCAGAUGGCUACUCCCAACGGGACGCCAGUGUCGACUGAAUCAGCGGUGAAGUUGGUGGGACCGGAGGCAUGGACUUCUAGUAAUGCACGAAGCCCCGCUGCUCCUGUCAAGACACCCGAGUCAGCGGUUAAGGAAACGCCAGAGACUAAGUCUACUGACCAGGAGAAGGAAGGCUCUGGAUGGGAUCAUCUCAAUGCUACCGAGCCCAGUUCUUGGACGGCUCCUAAGAAGGACCAGGAGGCUGAUGGCUGGGGUCAACGGUUGAAGCAUUCGGCUGAGAAGCAUCGGGGAGAGGGGUCUAAGGACGACUGGGGGGAUGGGAAGAAGAAGUGGUGGUAUGAAUGGAAGUGGGACGAGUUGAAGAAGGAGUGGUAUAAAGAUUGGAAAGAAAUCAAGGAAGGGGAAGUAUCUGAUGAUGGAGGAGAUUGGGAAGACGUACGUCCCUGUGAGGGCUGCCAGUGA
Messenger RNA from Perkinsus marinus ATCC 50983, 1761 nucleotides. RefSeq lists its product as hypothetical. NCBI's taxonomy places the organism in Eukaryota, Perkinsozoa, Perkinsida, Perkinsidae. The record is from RefSeq and is a predicted model, not a curated record. Bases 1 to 1761 code for a protein of 586 amino acids. The transcript has 10 exons.